Messenger RNA from Annulohypoxylon maeteangense, 2452 nucleotides. RefSeq names its product CATB protein. Gene Ontology annotation, molecular function: heme binding; catalase activity. NCBI's taxonomy places the organism in Eukaryota, Fungi, Ascomycota, Sordariomycetes, Xylariales, Hypoxylaceae. The record is from RefSeq and is a predicted model, not a curated record. Gene Ontology annotation, biological process: response to oxidative stress; hydrogen peroxide catabolic process. Bases 198 to 2372 code for a protein of 724 amino acids. The transcript is spliced from 7 exons. Gene Ontology annotation, cellular component: cytosol.
CUAUGUAUGUUGGAUGGAAUGUUUGUAAUGUACCUGGCUUUAUGUAACGCCGGCCGUUGUCUUAUUUUAUAAGCACCCCGUGGAACCCUUUCUCUCUACGCGAAGCCGUCUCUGCUCCACGAUUCCUGCACCAUCCCGAGAUCUCUUCCCAUAUAUACCUAGUAUCUAUAAGGAUUGGAAUUGCAAAUUAAGACAAUAUGGGUCGCCUUCUCUCCCACACUACCCUUCUUGGACUUCUGGGGCUUGUCUCCGCAGGCUGCCCCUUUGCCGAUCCAAGUGCGCUUCGCGCUCGAGCUGAUGGUGAUACUGAUCCGGUGCUCGGCGCUAUGGUAGAUGAUAGCAAUGGCUUCUUCACCGACGACGUUGGCGGACAGAUCCAAGAACAAGAUAGCCUAAGAGCCGGCGAAAGAGGCCCAACUCUAUUAGAGGACUACAUCUUCCGCCAAAAGAUCACACAUUUCGACCAUGAACGGGUUCCCGAACGGGCAGUCCAUGCAAGAGGUGCUGGUGCCCAUGGUACAUUUACAAGUUAUGGUGAUUGGAGCAACCUAACAGCGGCCUCGUUCUUAGGCACUGCUGGCAAGGAAACCCCCGUCUUCGUACGGUUUUCCACUGUAGCAGGGUCUCGAGGAAGUGCGGACACGGCUCGCGAUGUUCAUGGGUUUGCUACGAGAUUUUAUACAGAUGAAGGCAACUUUGACAUUGUUGGGAACAACAUCCCAGUAUUCUUCAUCCAGGAUGCUAUUAGAUUUCCUGAUUUAAUUCAUUCAGUAAAACCAAGCCCCGACAGCGAAAUACCACAAGCCGCAACAGCUCAUGACUCAGCUUGGGAUUUCUUUUCCCAACAGCCGAGUACUCUCCACACUCUCUUCUGGGCUAUGGCAGGCUUCGGUAUCCCACGGAGCUUUAGACAUAUGGAUGGCUUUGGCGUCCACACGUUCCGUCUCGUCAAGGAUGACGGUACUUCCAAGCUCGUAAAGUGGCAUUGGAAGACAAAGCAAGGAAAGGCCAGUUUGUAUUGGGAAGAAGCUCAGAUCCUUGCUGGAAAGAAUGCUGAUGCCCAUCGACAAGACCUAUUUGAGGCGAUCGAGUCUGGCAAUGGCCCCGAGUGGGAGCUCGCCGUUCAAGUAGUUGAUGAGGAUCAAGCGCUCGCGUUCGGGUUUGACCUGUUCGAUCCCACUAAGAUUCUUCCUGAGGAAUACGCUCCCCUCCAAAAGCUAGGUGUCAUGAAGUUGCACACGAACCCGACAAAUUACUUUGCCGAAACAGAGCAGAUCAUGUUCCAGCCUGGACAUAUCGUUCGUGGUGUAGAUUUCACCGAAGAUCCUCUGCUACAAGGUCGUAUCUUCUCUUACCUGGACACCCAGAUUAAUCGACACGGAGGUCCCAACUUCGAGCAGCUGCCUAUCAACCGACCGGUCAUCCCAAUCCACAAUAACAAUCGCGAUGGCGCCGGUCAAAAUUUGAUACACAAGAACAUCCACGCAUACUCUCCUAACAGUCUGAAUGACGGCUAUCCGCAGCAAGCAAGUCAAAGCAGCGGCCGAGGGUUCUUCAGCGCCCCAAUCCGCAGUACUUCAGGCAGGCUUGUGCGCGGGUUAUCGUCUACAUUCGACGACCACUGGUCGCAGCCACGGCUAUUCUACAACUCACUCACGCCCGUAGAACAGCAAUUCCUCAUCAACGCCAUCCGCUUCGAAACCAGCCACUUAACCUCCACCACCGUGAAGCAAAACGUACUGACCCAAAUCAAUAAAAUCAGCAACGACAUCGCUGUCCGCGUCGCCACAGCCCUAGGUCUAGAAGCCCCGGCCCCGGACGACACGUAUUACCACGACAACACAACAAUCGGGAUAAGUAUCACGAACGUCACGCUUCCAUCAGUAGCGACGCUCAAAGUCGGCAUCCUAGCCAGCACUAGCAAAGCCAACGGCACGAACGCGCUCGACCAGGCAAAGACGCUGAAAACUAGACUCGCGAACGAGAACCUGACUUCCACAGUCGUGGCGGAAACCCUCGUCGACGGGGUAGAUAAAACGUACAGCGCAGCCGACGCAACCGACUUCGACGCCGUGAUCGUCGUCUCGGGUGCCGACUCCGCAGGCCUGUUCGCCCUCUCUGCCGCGAACCUCAGCCCUCUGUACCCGCCCCUCCGACCCCUGCAGAUCGCCACCACGGCGUACCUCUUCGGCAAGCCCGUUGCUUAUUUCGGCGCUGCGGCGCCGAGUGAUCCCCUCGUUGCCGGCGGCUUGGAUCCGAAGACUGAGGGUGUUUAUGCUAGCGCGGAUGUGGAGACCCUGGCAACGGGGUUGGUAGGGGGUUUGAAGACUUUUAAGUUUACGGGACGGUAUCCUGUUGAUAAGACGACGUGAUUGAGGUUGUGGAGGAGGGAGGGUAGUUACAUGUAGGUAAUGUCGGGAGAAUAAGGGAUUGAGGUCUAAAUAUUUGGAUU